Molecule: messenger RNA, 456 nt
Organism: Hyaloperonospora brassicae
Lineage: Eukaryota; Oomycota; Peronosporomycetes; Peronosporales; Peronosporaceae
Source: the annotation of a GenBank genome assembly
AUGGAGGCGGCCGGAAAUCUACGCAAGUGCCACAACUGCAGCCAGACGGGCCACAUCCGUCGUGAUUGCCCCGAAGCUCCGUCAUCUGAGGGCGGCUUUGGUGGCUAUACCAGUGGUGCCCCAUGCUUUGGCUGUGGCAAGGUGGGCCACCUGAAACGAGACUGCCCUACAAGCACCAACGGCCGCGCGUGCCAUAACUGUGGCCAAGCUGGCCACAUCCGUCGAGAUUGCUCCGAAGAAGUGCAGCCGCCCAAGUGCCACAACUGUGGGGAGGCAGGACACAUCCGUCGCGAUUGUCCUCAGGACUUGCGUGAGUCGCGCAAAUGUCAUCAUUGUGGACAGGGCGGCCACCUCCGUCGUGACUGCCCUGAUGACAGCGGCCCGAGCGAGGACAAGUGCUACCAAUGCGGUGAGAACGGCCACUGGGCCCGGAAUUGUCCCGGUGCCGUUGAGUAA